CUAUGCGGAAGAGUUUAUAUUUUAUCCUUCAAAAUCAAAACAUGGGUCGUAAGAGGAGACACUUUGAUACAGAUUAUGUGAGAGAAAAGCAAGGAAAAGUUCCGAAGCUUAUACAUCAGCCGGAACUUGGCUUUAAGCAAGAUAUAGAAACUUUAUUACAGAGGUUUUCAGAGUCUGGGACCGUUAGAUAUGAAAAGUUCGCAGAAAUAUGGCGGGACAUGAAUUUCUCAUUCUUUUGCGCUGGCAGACAGAGCCAGAGGGAAUGUCGAGAGUAUGUGGAAGAGGUGUUCCAGGUGGCAAUACCCUACUGGCUUCCACCUUCUUCCUUCCUUGCCAGGGCGGGGGCACUGUAUAUGUUGUAUGGGAUGUACAACCACCAGCUGGUCGUUCCAAAGGUCAAGAUCCGUGUAAGCCCAGCACAAUGGCAGACAAUUCAAGAGUUUCAGCAGGAAGCCAGGGACCAACAGCAUCUUGACCUGGACUAUGUGUUCCAGAAAAUGUGCCUGGAACACGCCUUCCAGUUCGUGGCUACCUCCAGAGAAAUGUACCAAACUGGGCGAGACCGUGACUUGUUUAUAGCUGAUGACUUAAAGGAAGAGGCUUCAUGUAUUGAGGAAAUAUUUUCCAGCCAAACACUGAAUCAACUGUCCCUUGUUCAUGACCAGUAUCAGAAGAUGAAAGUGGCCCUCAGUUCAGACAACACAACCCCAGACAGCUCGCUCAAUAUUGCUCCCAAAGACUGGAUUGAGAAAAUUUACAGAACCCUGAGAAACUACAAGGAGAAACAAACAAGCCAUCAUACCGCUGCUAUUGUUGAUCCAUCUGCGGAGCUUAAAGAUGCAUCCAGUACUGAAGUCUCCAUGAAGAAGAAGCUGAAGGCAAAGGCCUUUGUACAGACCACUGGGUUUCACCGCACACGUGAACGCGUGAAAAAGGAAGGGCUCUCACUCUCAGAGGAGGAGGAGAUGUUAAGUGAAGAAAAUAAACCGAAUGUAGACCAUAACUGGCCAUUUGAUGAGAAGUCACUGAGAAAUAAGCCUAGAGGUCGAGGACGGCACAAAAUUGCGGAACUGUAUGCUGAGGAAGAUGAUGCUCCGACUACCAAUGAUGUGGUUUGCCUCACAGAUAAAAUCUCAAUGCCAGACUUUGACAAACUCACAGAGAAACUGAAUGCAGCUAACAAAGGUUCCACAUCAGAAUCUGAGGAUGUGGAUCUUGUCAUAAAUGAUAAAGUCAAUUCAGGUAAGGGUAAGCAACCAGUCAGAGGCAAGGCAAGAAGAAAAUCUUCAGGAGGGUCUAAGUCUAAAACUAUAAGUAUCCAAAAGUCACAAAAUGAACCCAAGGAAGAAUCACCAAUAAGAAACAGAACUGAAGAAACAGUAGAAGUUGAAAGUGUUGCUAGUAAAAAAACUAGAGGAAGAGCUAUUGUAAAAAAAGUGAAAAAUGAUGAAAAAAUGGGAAAUGAAUCGGUAGUUCUAGAAAAACCUAAACCUCAAAGGCGAAAAAGUUCGGGUAAAAGAACAGGUAGUGUCGAUGAAAUGGGUGAUAAUAAAGAAUCAGUUGAAGACGUAACUAAGGACAAACAGGCAGCUCAGGAGAAACUGCAUCAAAGAUUGAAUCAGAGAAAGAAAAAUGCAAGAGAAAAGACCAAGGGAAAGAAGUGAUCAAUGUUUUUAAUAAAUUGUUAGCUUUUGUCAAAUUUAUAUGACUGAGUGAAUACUGUAGUAUAAUAAGUGGUAAAAAUUCAUGGAGAUAUUGAGACAGAGUGAUUAUUAUUUUCCCACCAAAUCUAGAUUUUACAAUUUAUUGUUGUUGAUUUUCCAUUGAUAAACUUUUUAUUUGAAGGGAGAAAUAGAAAAAUAAAUCCACUGAAAUGACUACAAUCAUUG
Molecule: messenger RNA, 1889 nt
Organism: Mya arenaria
Lineage: Eukaryota; Metazoa; Mollusca; Bivalvia; Myida; Myidae
Product: snRNA-activating protein complex subunit 1-like
Exons: 11
Coding region: 3-1664 (553 amino acids)
Biological process (GO): snRNA transcription by RNA polymerase II; snRNA transcription by RNA polymerase III
Cellular component (GO): snRNA-activating protein complex
Molecular function (GO): sequence-specific DNA binding
Source: RefSeq, a predicted model, not a curated record